Salvelinus fontinalis (brook trout) is the source of this 10959-nucleotide messenger RNA. RefSeq names its product RNA-binding motif, single-stranded-interacting protein 3-like. Gene Ontology annotation, molecular function: mRNA binding. The transcript is spliced from 14 exons. The record is from RefSeq and is a predicted model, not a curated record. NCBI's taxonomy places the organism in Eukaryota, Metazoa, Chordata, Actinopteri, Salmoniformes, Salmonidae. Gene Ontology annotation, cellular component: cytosol; ribonucleoprotein complex. The coding region runs from base 989 to 2236 and encodes 415 amino acids.
AAAGGGAGGAGCGCAGACAGGAGACUCUCUGGCUUGUCUGUCUGUUGGGCACCUGGGACACUGUCAUUGUGGUUCUCAUUAUAGUAUUUUUUUCUCUCCUUCUCUGAACCAGCGGACCAGUUGGGAGACCUUUUUUUCUCUCGCUGCCGUAUCAAUUAGGAACUGGGAUUGUUUCUGUGUAAUCUGCUCUGCUCUGGCUUGAACCGUUAUACACUGCGAUUGCUUCUUUGGUUUGUUCCUGCCUGUCUCUCGGCGUUCCGAUUCGGACACUUCCCAAAGUGCAUCUGUUAGUGCGCCGCUGAGGAUAUAUCCCGUGUCCAACAGGACAACAUAGAGCAGCUGGGAUAUCAGACUAUAGAGGAGCGAGAGAGUGAGCAACAGAGAGAGGCAGAUACAGAGAGUGUGAGAGAGAUUGAAGCCGAGGAGCGAGGUAAGCUAUAGGGAGACAGCGUAGAUAGAAAAGUGAUCUUUAUAUCCUCCUCCCUUUUUUUCUUGUUUUUCCUUUUUCUCCUCUACUACACUCUCCCGUGCCAGCAAUUUGUUCGCAGGACUGCCUAGAACCACUGCCACCUGCUCAUCUUCCUCCUCCUCCUUCCUCUCUUCUCACGCGUUACUCUCCGACGCCAGCCAGUGAGGGAAAGACAGGACACGCAGACAGGGCACGCAGCAGCGUCCGUUUUUUAAAAACUAUUGUGGGGAAUAUUUUUGAGAAACUGAAUGAGCAUCUGCCGAGCUCUACUCCAGGAGAUUUAACUAAAAGGCGUUGUCGGGCAGGAACUACCCCCACAGAGGCUACCCCUCUCCCAGCCGCUCUCCGUCAGACGAACCCUGCUUGCUCUCCAGAGGACCAGCAGUGAUUCAACACACCAGUGUGGACGGGGGAAAAUAAGGGACCUACAGUCAGAGAGCCAAGCCCCAGUACUACUAACGCUCGUCCAACCGCCUCCGCGCAACCAUUCCCUGCCACGGCGCUAAGGAUUCCAGCUAUAUGGGCAAGCGAUUGGAACAGCAACCAAUGUACCCUCAGUACACAUACUACUACCCCCACUACCUCCAGACCAAGCAGCCCUAUGCUCCACCCCCUCACCCCAUGGCUCCGCCUAGCCCCAGCCAUAACAGCUGCAGUCACGGCGGAUCCGAGCAGCUGAGUAAAACUAACCUGUACAUCCGAGGCCUGCCCCCGGGGACCACGGACCAGGAUCUCAUCAAGCUCUGCCAACCAUAUGGGAAAAUAGUGUCAACCAAGGCCAUCCUGGACAAGAACACCAACCAGUGCAAAGGAUAUGGCUUUGUGGACUUUGAUAGCCCGGCUGCAGCACAGAAGGCGGUGUCGUCUCUCAAAGCCACCGGGGUGCAGGCUCAAAUGGCCAAGCAACAGGAGCAGGACCCCACCAACCUGUACAUCUCCAACCUGCCCGUGUCCAUGGAUGAGCAGGAGCUGGAGAACAUGCUGAAGCCCUUCGGUCACGUCAUCUCCACGCGCAUCCUGAGGGACGCCAACGGGGUCAGCAGAGGGGUCGGCUUUGCCAGGAUGGAGUCGACGGAGAAAUGUGACGUUGUGAUACAGCAUUUCAACGGGAAAUACCUGAAAACCCCGCCGGGCAUUCCAGCCCCCAACGAGCCUUUGCUGUGCAAAUUCGCAGACGGAGGGCAGAAGAAACGCCAGAGCCAGAGCAAGUACCCACAGAACGGGCGGCCGUGGCACAGGGAAGGCGAGACUGGUAUGCAGUUAACAUAUGAUCCUGCUGCUAUGCAGAAUGGGUUCUACACCUCGCCUUACAGUAUCGCCACCAACCGCAUGAUCGCACAGACGUCCAUCACGCCCUUCAUCGCUGCUUCCCCCGUCUCCACAUAUCAGGUCCAGAGUACGUCAUGGAUGCCUCAUCAACAAUACGUUAUGCAGCCUACAGGUGCAGUGAUCACCCCAGCCAUGGACCACACCAUGUCCAUGCAGCCUGCCAACAUGAUGGGCCCACUCUCCCAGCAGAUGAACCAUCUGUCCCUGGGCACUACAGGAAGUUACAUGACUGCUGCGGCUGCCGGGGCGCCUAUGCAAGGGACCUACAUUCCUCAGUACACUCCUGUGCCUCAGACAGCCGUCCCCGUUGAAGGAGUGGUCACGGAUGCUUCUCCUCAGUCAGUGGCCCCCUCAUCGCAGGAUGUGAGUGGGCAGCAGCAGAUCCAGGUGGAUGGCUCAAGUGACCAUGUUACUGCUUACUCAUACCAGUCCAAAUAGCGACCGGCGCAGAGAAUAUUCCUGUGACAGCGUUGCCUUGAGACAGAGGGUUUGGCUGCACUGAGAAUGCGGAGAGAAGAGAGAUUGCUUCCAGAUUGCCCAGGCACCAAAAAAUAGACACUUUUUUCCAUUUCAUACCUGGAAGAGAGGAGGGGUGGGGGGGUGGAGUCGCUGGGUACAGUGCAAAGUGGUGAAAAUGUUUAGUCUGGGAACAUGCCUGGUGGGCUGGGCUUGAGCUUGAGUUGCUUCUUCAAGAAAUUUCUCAACUGAAAAAAAAAAAGUACAAAAAAUACAAAAACGAUUUGAAAUGUUGAAUGCGCAGGUAGGUGAUGAGAUUUAUUUUGUAAUUAGAAAAAGGGGAGUCAAAGUUUGAGAUACACAGAGAUUGUCUUCCUCAGAUGUUAAGCUACGAUUUCUUUUCACUCUUUUUUUUUUUUUUUCUCGUUGUAAAAUUUUAGUUUUCUAGAUAUAUUCGAAACAACUGUUUUUCUUUCUUGAAUCUUCAUGGCCUUAAUUUUAAGGGUGUCAGAGGACUUUUUACAGAGAGUUAAGUCUGGCGUCUCGUUGAAAAUAAAAAGCGAACUAAAUCAGUCUCUUGGACCACUGUGAUGGUACAAGAUACUGCAGGAGUUGAGCUAGAGAGAUAAAAAAAAAAGAUCUAUCACAUAAACUGUACAGAUUUAAUAGAGAAGAGUUUUUUUCUUUUCUUCAUUAGAAGAAAACUUUGAUAAAUAAUUAUGUCAGAGGUAACUGAGUGUUAGAGAAAAAACAAAAUGUCUGCCGAGGAAAAGAGGGGGAAAAGAUGAAGCUUUAGAAGAGAUUAUUCAGAAGUAGGAGAUAAAAAGACACUGCAUCGUAGAAAAGGCAGUCUGUUGCAAAAUGCUGAACUUGUUUUUUAUUAUCAUAAUUAUAUAAUUUUAUGGCAAGAUUGCUGUUGAUGACAUUAGCGCUUUUUUUAUCUGCAACAUUUGACCUUUUUUUUAAAUGAGCUUUCUGAUGUUUUUAGCCCGCUUUGCUUGUCACACUGCAACAAAACAAACAAAAAAAAAGAAGAAAAAAAGUCUAAAACAAACAAAUAAAAAGGUGGAAAAAAAUGCUUGCAGUGAUAAAACUUCGUAGAUAGCUUACAGCAGGAGCUUACGGUUUAAACCAAUCAGAGCAAAAGCAAUAGAAGAAAUUGUUGACAAUUUCUGUAGUCUUUCCUAGUUGUGGAUCAAAUGCAGCCCAAGGAUGGCCAUUUUUAUACCAAAGAUGAAGAGACGCUCUGAUCCAGAGUUUUUUAGUUUUUCAGUUUGAUUUUGUUGUUGAUGUUGUUAUUGUUGAUGUUGUUGUUGCUGUUGUCAUGGUUGUUUUUAAUUUGACCUUGAUGGCCGGACCAGUCUUUACUUUUCCUUCCUUCCUUCCGUUCCCGAUUUUUUUUUGGUUUAAGCUACCUUCCACGGUUGUCGAAACUACCACGCUGACAUCAGACAGUAUUUGGAUGUGUGACGCAACUAGUGGCAGACCGACCUAAUGUUCCUCUCCACCACUUCAAUUGUCUUUCCGUCUCUCAACUUGUCGUGUUCCACAGCGCUUUCGCCAGCCAUGCGGGCAUUCCACUAGUCAACAAUAGACAAAAGAGUAUAGGAAGAACUGUGGAAUGUUGCAGCCAGGUCCUACUUGGUCAUUUAUGCAUCGCUUAUGGCUUUUUUUGGCUCACUGAUUUCUGUCUCUACGCUGUCUCUUUUAUCUCAUUGAAUCAAUGAUAACUGAAUGAAACUGAUUUUAAAAAAUUAUUCCCUCCCAGAGAGUCUCAUCAAUGUUGCCCCACAUUUUAUUCUCUCUCCGGUUAUACAAACAACAAACACCAAAACGGAAUGUGUUGACGUAAAACAUGUCCUGCUCCCCUAGGCGCUAUGUCCUUAGUAGUGCUGAGCAAUUAACUGAAAUGUAGGUGAAUUUUUUGUUUUUUAAACAACUAAUUGGUGAAAUGAUUUGAAUUCCAUUUUGUUUCGUUUUUUCCCCCCGUGAGCUCAAUGCGCACAUUUACCUAGAGAUAAAUCGAAUCUAGCCUGAACUGUGCGAUGAAAUAGGGAUUGGAAUUUCCAACAGGCCAAUAUUCUACAUAGUUAAGCGCAUAAAAUGUGGUAGUUAACUACAAUGACCAUAAUCCAUUGCACAUCUACUACUCCAGUCUGUUUCUUUUACGCCUGCUAGGGAAGAGAGAUGAAUGUGCAAUCGUGAAGUGAUAUAGAGAGCAGCUGUUGCUUUGUGAGUUAGCUCUUGCUGAAAAUACAUUAUCUAAGUGAUUGAUAGUUGGUAUUUAGCGCUCGUAAAAUUAUGCCAUAUUUACUUUGAAGAACUAUAUAAUAGGGUAUAGGCAGCAGCUCUAUAGAGACGAGAUGAUGACUUGAAAUGAAACAAUAGUCAUCAAAUAAAGCAAAUGUAAUGUACACAACUGAAAUAUGUUAUUAUACUAAAGUAAUGUGAAUAAAUUAUGGUUUGAUUCAUUAGGAUCCCCAUUAGCCGACGCAAAUGGCAACAGCUCGUCGAAAAAUACGUUACAGACAAAAAAGACUUUCCAAUUUACAUGUCAGUACAUACACACAAGUAGGUCACAUGGGUUAAUUAAGCAAUACGACACGAGGAGGUGUGGUAUAUGGCCAAUAUACCAUGGCUAAGGCCUGUUCUUAAUCACGAUGCAACGUGGAGUGCCUGGAUACAGCCCUUAGCUGUGGUACAGUGCAUUCGGAAAGUAUUCAGACCCCUUGACUUUUAGCAAAUUUUGUUACGUUACAGCCUUAUUCUAAAAUGGAUAAAAUAAAAUAUCAUCAAUCUACACACAAUACCCUAAACUGACAAAGUGAAAACAGGUUUUUAGACAUUUUUGCAAAUGUAUUAAAAAUAAAAAACAGCGCUAGCUUAUUUACAUAAGUAUUCAGACCUUUUGCUAUGAGACUCGAAAUUGAGCUCAGGUGCAUCUUGCUUCCAUUGAUCAUCCUUGAGAUGUUUCUACAACUUGAUUGGAGUCACGUGGUAAAUUCAAUUGAUUUGACAUGAUUUGGAAAAGCACACACCUGUCUAUAUAAGGUCCCACAGCUGACAGUGCAUGUCAGAGCAAAAACCAAGCCUUGAGGUUGAAGGAAUUGUCCGUUGAGUCCCGAGACAGGAUUGUGUCGAGGCACAGAUCUGGGCAAAGGUACCAGAACUUCUGUCUUUUUCUGCAGCAUUGAAGGUCCCCAAGAACACAUUGGCCUCCAUCAUUCUUUAAUGGAAAAAGUUUGGAACCAUCAAGACUCUUCUAGAGCUGACCACCCGGCCAAACUGAGUAAUCGGGGGAGAAGGACCUUGGUCAAGAAGGUGACCAUGAACCCGAUGGUCACCCUGACAGAGUUCUAGAGUUCCUCUGCUGAGAUGGGAGAACCUUCCAGAAGAACAACCAUCUCUGCAGCACUCCACCAAUCAGGUCUUUAUGGUAGAGUUGCCAGAAGGAGGCAACUCCUCAGUAAAAGCACAUGAUAGCCCUCUUGGAGUUUGCCAAAAGGUACCUAAAGGACUCAGACCAUGAGAAACAAGAUUCUCCGGUCUGAUGAAACCAACUCUUUGAACUCUUUGUCCUGAAUGCCAAGCGUCACGUCUGGAGGAAACCAGGCACCAUCCCUAUGGUGAAGCAUGGUGGUGGCAGCAUCAUGCUGUGGGUUUGUUUUUCAGCAGAAGGGACUGGGAGACUAGUCAGGAUAGAGGGAAAGAUGAACGGAGCAAAGUACAGAGAGAUCCUUGAUGAAAACCUGCUCCAGAGUGCUCAGAACCUCUGACUGGGGCGAAGGUACACCUUCCAACAGGACAAUGACCCUAAGCACACAGACAAGACAACGCAGGAGAGCUUCGGGACAAGUCUGUGAAUGUACUUGAGUGGCCCAGCCAGAGCCCAGACUUGAACUCGAUCAAACAUCUGUUGAGAGACCCUUAAAAUAUAUGUGCAGAGACGCUCCCCAUCCAACCUCACAGAGUUUGAGAGGAUCUGCAGAAAAGAAUAGGAGAAACUCCCCAAAUACAGGUGGGUCAAGCUUGUAGCGUCAUACCCAAGAAGACUCGAGGCUGUAAUCGCUGCCAAAGGUGCUUUAACAAAGUACUGAGUAAAGGGUCUGAAUACUUAUGUAAAUGUGAUAGUUCAGUUUGUUGUAAUUUUAUACAUUUGCUAGCAUUUCUAAAAACCUGUUUUUGCUUUGUCGUUAUGGGGUAUUAUGUGAAGAUUAAUGAGGAAAAAUAACAAUUUAAUCAAUUUUAGAAUAAGGCUGUAACGUAACAAAAUGUGGAAAAGUCAAGGGGUCUGAAAACCUUCCGAAUGCACUGUAUAUUGGCCAAUACCAAAAACCCCCGAGGUGCCUUAUUGCUGUUGUAAACUGGUUAGCAAGAUAAUUAGAGCAGUAAAAAUAAAUGUUUUGUCAUACCCGUGAUUUACGGUCUGAUAUACCACAGCUGUCAGCCAAUCAGCAUUCAGGGGUCGAACCAUCCAGUUUAUAAUAAGUGAUAAGCAGUAAUGUGUAGUCAUUACCAUCAUUGGACUUUUAGUAAUUGUAUUAUUCUGUGUUGUUACAGCAUUCAACCCACAUAAUUCAGAGUGCAUUUGAUGUUUUAAAAAAAUAUCAAAAUUGUACACCGUGAUUUUAGUCGUUUUUAUAAUCGACCCAAAACCAAGCCGACCUCAAAAAGCACUAAUCGCUCAGCACUAUUAGGACAGGCACUAAAUUCAAGACUAGCAUUGACUCGUUAGCCUCUGGUGUGCUUCUUUGUUUACCAUCUGAACGUUGAACAUACCGAAGUAACAUAUGGAAGCAUACAGUAGUGUUAUCGGCAAACGUUAUUUCUCUUCAAGAUCCAUCUGAUAAUGAACCCUAUUAGAUUCCAUUUUUAUGGGCUGGAUAAACACUACUGUACUCAGACCUAAGGGGUUCUUUUCCAGCCAGAAUAGUACACUACAAUAUGUUGACGGUAACCUUUCAACCAAGCCUAAAAAGCCUCUGUUGACAGCCUUUUAUCCCCAAUUAGCCUCUUUAGCCUGUAAACAUCUCCGCCUCACCUCUUUCAGCCUCCCAUCAAUACCAUAUCCAUUGCCAUUAGAGAUUUUUUUCAAUGACUUCAUCUCCGAAGAUUGUCCCAUAAUAAAUAGGCUGUGUCUGUGGGAUGGCAGGCACGCCAUUUCCAUUAAAGUGCCCUGUUCUGGAGCACUGUGUGUCUCUGUCCCCAUUAUGGUACCCUGUUGGAGUGGCUGAGUGUCUGGCUGUGUCUGAAAUGGCGUCCUAUUCCAUAUAUAGUGCACUACAUUUGACCAGGUCACAAAAGGGCUCUGGUCAAAAGUAGUGCACUAUAUAGGGAAUAGGGUGCCAUUCCUGACGCAGCCUCUGUGUCCCUGUAUGCCUGCCCGCUGUGGUGUUAGAGCCCUAAAAAGCCUCCUGUUUUUCAGUGCUCUUUGUGCACCGCUGGCACCACUAAUGUGACUAGGCUUCACUCGCUCUCCUCUCGCUCUCUCUCUGUGAGGUUUUCCCUCUUUAUUGGACAGUGCAGGAGCUGAACCACAAACCAAUUUUAGUCACAUUCUCAAUGAGUCUUGACGGGGCCCAAUUUGUCUCCCCUCGGGGCAUUGGGAUCCACUCCAGUGUCUCUCAAAGCCCCUUUCGAGAAAAGAGGGUUUUUUGUGUUCUUUUUUUUGUUAACAAUUGCCCAUAUUGAGAUCCAGCAGUUCAUGUGACUCAAAGGCAGGCUGUGCAUUGCAUUCUGGGAAAGAGGGCAGUGACAUCAUAGGUCAGCUAUGACAUCACACAUAGCAAUGUCUGUAACAAUGUCAUUGUUUAUCGAGUGCCUUUAACGAAGCUUCCAAAUGAUUCCAAUAUCUACAGGAUAGAAAAAAAGCACAUGGAAAAGCUAUCUUAUAUAAGGGAACCGUAGAUUUUUUUUUAACAGGUUGUGCUAAUGAAAAUACUAGAAAUGUACAACCUACUCUAAGGUGCUGCAGUGGAAGCUGUCUUGGGCAUGUGCCUGCUUUGUGUCCAUUGGUCUGUGAGGCACUGGCCAUUCUUGAUCAUUUGAUCAACAUGAAUUUACUACAAUUGCUCUUCCUAUUGGGUUGUGCUUUUUAAAACCAAGUGAAAGCAGGCACAUAGUGAACUAGGUAGUUUGUCGUUUUUUGUUGCUGUUGAACUAAGUGAAACCAGGCACAUAGUGAACUACAUAGUCUACAUCGUGGGCUGGCAUCACGGCCGCCAUAUUGUUCUUGUCAGAAGCACAAGCAAUAAAACCAGAGAAAACAUAACCAUUCAACAUUUUGUUGUCCCAUAAAACGUUCACCCCUCAUGUCUUCCAUCCAAUGACAGGUCAAUGAUCAAAUGUUACUGUACCAAUUUACCAACACCAGAGCUACUCAGCUGCUCACUGUCCCACACAUCUCUCCCUUUCCUCUUUACACUCAUCCUGUCACUCCCCCUCAUCUUUUGCUUUCCGAUUACAGAAAACUUUGAUUACAAGAUAAUCGUAACUCUGGAGUGUAGGCUAUACGCGCCAAAUGUUUUUGCUGUGUUCUUUUUUUUUCCUUCCCUGCCACGCGUGAGCAGGUUAGCUGCUACAGUAUGAGGUGUCCAGAUCUUAAGCUAGACCGUCGGUCGAGGUGGCUGUUUGUUCCUCAACCUCUAUGGUGUUCAAACUGUAACUGCAGCUAGGUUCUCUGCAUCAUAAACCACUCUUACAGCUGCUACUUUAAGAGACAGAAUAAAGAAGAAACCUUUGAUUAACGGUAGGAAUCUGACCGCAAUCACCUUUGAUGACAAAGCUCAAUGCUCCACAAAUAUCGGCACCUUCUACGAUUCAAUAGUAAGCGACGUAAAAGGAAAUGCGUUUUACAGAUAGAGCUUACGAGAAUCGCGCGCGCUCCAAAUUCAAGAUUCAAGAAAGACAUAACGUUGAAGUGAGUAGAGGUUUGCCUCGAUUGGGGAAGAGAAAUAUCAUUGUGAAUCUUUCGUCACCAGUCAGGGGUCAUUACAUCAUUGAAAUGGCAUUAUCAUGGCUGACUCAACUUCUGUCUUUUUCUACACUAGUUGUAGCACAAUGGCACACCUGGCCUGGUAAAAAAUGCCACUCCGUUCCGUUUCAGCGGGGUACAGUUAAGGAAUCUAUUUUGGUGGAGGAUAGCGCAGAUAGCUAGCUAGCCUAUGUCUCAGCACAAGCCACAGCCAGAUAGGGUCGUUAGCUCCUGUUGCCAGGCAGAAGUUGUCAAAGCGCAGAGUGUUGAGCACCACCUCAUGCAGCACUGUGAGAGCGACUCAGUUCAGUCCGUCUGUCCAUCAGCUGGACCUCACACUCGCACUGAGAGGAGAAAGUUACUGAUUGGAAGCAUGCUCAACCACAGACAGACAGACAGACAGACAGACACACACAGAGUGUGUUAGUCUUCUCAUUAUCUGUUCAUCAGAGUAAGGUUAUCACUGAGAGACUAAACCUCUGUUCUCCAUUGCUUACUAUCAUAGAGUCUCACUUAUCUAGGUAGGCUCUAAGGGGGCCACUCCUAACUUCCACUUAAGUAAAAUGUUCACUUAGUCUCCCGUUGACAUCAACGCAUCACUGACUAAAACACUGACUGUUAGCGGAAGUUAGGAUUCGCCCCUGUGUCUUUGGUAUCAGGACAGCAGUGUUCCGCUUCGGUCUACUGUAUCUAUCCAAGUUGGGUUACAGAGGUGCUUCAGUUCACUGCCUUUUUCUCUUUACACCGUCCACUUCUCCAAUCCGUCCCGUGUUGUGUCCGUCUCACUGCCUCCGUCCAGAUAGCAAGCCAGUCGGUAAUAUCUAUCUACCAUAUUUCUAGUACUAGGAACAUAAUUCACCGCAAUGGCGUUCCAAGUUGUUCAACGUCAUACCCCAUUGUCAUAGGUUUCUUGUGAAUUCCCCCAUUGUGACUAGACAGUGGUUUAGAAAAGACAGGCCCCCGUGUCUGAAAUGGCACCCUAUUCUUAUAUGGAUGAUAUUGUGUCCUAUAUUGGCACCCUAUUCCCCAUGCAGUGCACUACUGCACUGUGUGUUAAGACAAACAGUGUCUCAGAGUUAGGCCUCACCUCACCAUAACGUCUCCCACAGUGAAGUUUGACAGAAGCGCUCCGGGCUCGAUAUAACUCAACACUCUUUCAGCUCUUACCGCCACGUAAUUCAGUGGGGAAAUUGCUCAAACGCCCACACAAAAAAUGUGGCCCACUCUUUUAAUUGAUGCUCCGGUUCACCUUUGACGGGAGCCAUCGAUUGGCCACACAUCCCCAGGAGCUCAGCCAACCAGCUAACCUAACACACACCUUUCCCGGAAUGAAAUGGCUCCCAGAGACAUCAAACACUAUUGAGUAACAAUCAUUAGAAAUGGCCAACCAAAUUUGCUAGAGAAACCUACAGAACUUGCAUUAGGCGUCAGGAGUAUUAUUAAAAAAUAAAAUAAAAAAGGAAUAUUUAUUAGGACAGUAGAGCGGUUCUUUGAUGUUUUUGUUUAGUUCUGUUUUUUGUUUUUUUUCUAUUUGGGGGGGGGGGGGGGGGUAAAGCGCAAAGGAGGACGUGGUCAUGCCUCACUCACGCCACUCAGUGUGUGUGAUCCUUGAGAAAUAUCUGUACAUCUGUGGAUGUUAAGAUUAAACUUCAAUUUUAAUGAGUUGUUUUUUUUCUCCGAUGAAGCUUUCAAUAAAAAAAUGUGUAAAAAAAUCACAUGCCUUAUUAUUUUA